Molecule: messenger RNA, 1017 nt
Organism: Leptosia nina
Lineage: Eukaryota; Metazoa; Arthropoda; Insecta; Lepidoptera; Pieridae
Source: the annotation of a GenBank genome assembly
AUGACGGCGACAGCUUCAGCUUCCACUGCCACUGUCGACGAAGAUUUGGAAGAUUGUGGACCACAACUUAUAAAUAAAUUGGAGGGAAAUGGUAUUACUGCUGGUGACAUAAAAAAAUUAGAAGAAGCUGGCUAUCAUACAGUGGAAUCAGUUGCUUAUGCUCCCAAGAAAUGGCUUAUUACAAUAAAGGGAAUAUCAGAAGCGAAAGCAGAUAAGAUAUUAUUGGAGGCAUCCAAACUCGUUCCUAUGGGAUUUACAACAGCUACAGAAUUUCAUCAAAAGAGAGCUGAAAUUAUACAGCUGACAACUGGGUCCAAAGAAUUAGAUAGACUGCUGGGAGGUGGAAUCGAAACUGGCUCUAUUACCGAGAUAUUUGGAGAAUUCAGAACUGGAAAGACACAACUCUGCCACACACUUGCUGUUACCUGCCAGCUGCCAAUAGAGCAAUCUGGUGGUGAAGGAAAAUGCAUGUACAUUGACACUGAGGGUACUUUUCGACCUGAACGACUAUUGGCUGUAGCACAAAGAUACGGGAUGGAGGGGGCCGCUGUGCUUGAUAAUGUGGCAUACGCCAGAGCAUACAAUACCGAUCAUCAAACACAAUUACUUGUGCAGGCGUGUGCUAUGAUGGCUGAGUCCAGAUACUCCCUUCUGAUAGUGGACAGUGUCACAGCGUUGUACCGAACGGACUAUUCGGGCCGAGGCGAGCUCAACCCUCGGCAGCAGCAUCUCGGCAGGUUCAUGAGAAUGCUUCUGCGACUCGCUGAUGAGUUUGGCGUAGCAGUAAUAAUAACAAACCAAGUUGUAGCACAAGUUGACUCAGUUGGAGUGUUCAACGCCGACACAAAGAAACCAAUAGGCGGGCAUAUACUUGCGCACGCGUCGACGACACGAUUGUACCUGCGCAAAGGCCGCGGCGAUAACAGAGUUUGCAAGAUCUACGACAGUCCGUGUUUGCCGGAAACGGAAGCUAUGUUUGCUAUCAGUACAGAGGGCAUUACGGAUGCGAAGGAAUAA